Messenger RNA from Cheilinus undulatus (humphead wrasse), 2344 nucleotides. RefSeq names its product transmembrane serine protease 13a (gene tmprss13a). Gene Ontology annotation, biological process: proteolysis. The record is from RefSeq and is a predicted model, not a curated record. Gene Ontology annotation, molecular function: serine-type endopeptidase activity. Gene Ontology annotation, cellular component: membrane. NCBI's taxonomy places the organism in Eukaryota, Metazoa, Chordata, Actinopteri, Labriformes, Labridae. The coding region runs from base 177 to 1661 and encodes 494 amino acids. The transcript is spliced from 13 exons.
ACUCAGAGUGGAGCAAGAAAGGGCCCGAGAAAGACAGAGAGAGGAGGUAAUGUUUAAUGUGGCACCAGCGUGCCUUGACCGCUGCUCCAUGACUAUAUGAAAAAGUUGGACGUUGAGAAAAACCUCUGCCCACCUGCUGUGACCUCAACCUGCAACACUUUGUUGACCUGAGUCCGAUGGCGAAGAAUGACCCGAACGAUUCCCCUCCUCCCUACUACCCCACUUCCAUCCACACUCUUCCUCCCCUCAAGUCCUAUGAGGAGGUGGUAUAUGGCGUUGGUCCAGGCUCGACACCCCUCAACCAUCCGCGUUACGUCCCUCGCUAUCCAGCACAUGUAGUCACUCCCCAAGUCACAGUGGGAAGCACACCACCCAGCAGAAAGAGGAGGAGGUGCUGCAACAAUAAUGCCCAGUGUUACGGAGGGUCGGGAGGAACCUUCCUGGUGCUCGGCCUGCUGGCUCUGGCCAUCUGGCUUGGAAUUCAUUAUGGCACCCGCUUGGCAACUGUAGUCAUCUUCAGUGAUGAUGAUGGCAAUUUUAAUAACCCUUCUGUGAAUCAGCCCACACAAGAGUUUGACACCUGUCCCAACACUACUGAGAUUUGUGAUGGGAUAAGAGACUGCACCCUUGGCACUGAUGAAACAAACUGUGUGAGGUUUGCCGAGGAUGGCAGGCUGGAGGUCAAGACGUCUCAAGAUGGUCGCUUCUUACCAGUGUGCUACAGCAGUUGGAACCAGAACCAGGCUAACCAGACCUGCGCUCAGCUUGGAUUUAGAAACUUCUAUUCCACAAAAGAGGCAACAAGCUUAGAGUCCAGAGGUCUGACAGUGACCAGCAAACCAUCUGCUCCAAUCCAGGGUCGGGUAGAAAUCAGUCCUUCCUGUCCAGACAACAAGGUUGUCUCCCUGCAGUGCACUGACUGCGGAGUGCAGCAGUCCACAGCCCGGAUCAUUGGGGGCUCAGUUGCCAGAUCUGGUCAGUGGCCUUGGCAGUUGUCGCUUCACGACAGAGGAUCUCACAUCUGUGGAGCAGUCCUGAUCUCCAAGGACUUUGUGCUGACCGCUGCCCACUGCUUCCUAAGAAAUAACCUCUCACCACGAGACUUUGAGGUGUAUGGUGGAGCGGUUUCUCUGGACUCACUGCCAGCGCCGUACAAGGUGGAGAAGAUAAUCCUCAACCACAACUACAACAGCACCACCAAUGACAACGACAUUGCUCUCCUUAAACUCACAUCACCUGUUGUCUUUGAUGAUAAAGUGCAGCCAGCUUGUCUGCCAGCUUCGAAUUUGGAUCUUGCACAUAGGACCGAAUGCUGGACCUCAGGCUUCGGCACAACUGAUGAGAAUACAGGCGGUGUCUCCAGGGAUCUGAUGGAGGUGAAUGUAUACAUCAUUGCUACACCGGUGUGUAACAACCGCCGUGUGUACAGGGGUGCUGUUACCAAUAACAUGAUCUGUGCAGGGGACCUGAAUGGAGGUCGUGACUCUUGUCAGGGUGACAGCGGGGGACCUCUGAUGUGUCAAAUUGGGGAGCGUUGGCAUCUGGUGGGGAUCACCAGCUGGGGACAGGGCUGUGGUAGAGUAAACAGGCCAGGUGUUUACACCAGAGUCACAAGUAUGCUUCCCUGGAUCUACAGCACUAUGCAGCAAGAGAAACCAUGAUGGCUAAGGCCGCUGGUCGUCUACCUUUCCUCUUCAUCAAUGAGCCUGCACUGUGAAGCCGUCUCUGAGAGGCGGAUGGAUUUACACUCAGAAGAAGGAAGGAAGUGAUGAUUAAAAGUUACAUGAUGGCAUCAAGGAGCUAAAGCACAACAGAAUACACAACUUAAACACAGGACUUGUGUUCUGUGUCAUAUAAUAUAUCCAUCCACUGUUUAACACAUUAACCUAAAACGCAAUGCACUGGCUUCACUCUUGCAGUUUUGAUUUAAUUCUCUCUGUUUUUGGUGUCUCAAUCACACAAUUGACUCAUGCUUUGCAUUUUAAGAAAGCUUAAAGGAUGGCUGGCCCUUCUCUCAUAUGAUCUGUGCUGAUGAAACGAUGACUCUCUAUAACAAUUGUGGAGGUGUGCUUUUUCUUCUCAGGGACACAUCUUUUAAACACAGACUUUUUGUUUACCAUGUAAGGACACUUUAUGUGUUCACUUUGAUGAAGGAAAGCAGUGGCACCCUGUCUGUGUGCCUGAACCCCUGCUUUUAUGCACACUGUGAAUUUUUGCUUACAUUGUGCGUCUUUAUCUAUGUGUGUUGAAGUUCUCUGAUCAUAUUUAUGCACAAUGGCUGUGUUGACUAACAGUUUUCUGUUUGUGUAAUGAGUGGGAUCACUGUGUAUACAUGAAAUAAAGA